This is a messenger RNA of Bombyx mori (domestic silkworm), 1863 nucleotides long. RefSeq lists its product as uncharacterized. Lineage: Eukaryota; Metazoa; Arthropoda; Insecta; Lepidoptera; Bombycidae. The transcript has 6 exons. Bases 495 to 1325 code for a protein of 276 amino acids. The record is from RefSeq and is a predicted model, not a curated record.
CGUGUCGCAAACAUUAGUAAAACUGCUGUUAAUGUUUAAGGUUUUCGUAAUCAUCACCGACAUCUGUUGGACAGUACGCAGGGAUAAUAAUAGUUUAAAUCACAUACUUAUUAUCUCGGACAACUAAAUUAUCAUUAAAAAUAAAUACGGAACCAUAAAAUUAGUCAUAUUCAUGAGUAGAGGACUGUUAUGAAAAUGGAUAAAUGAUAAUAUUCACUGGCGUACUUUUGUUUUUGACAUUGGCAGCAUUGUGGCGCGCAUGCGUUGGCCAAACGCGACGGAUUUAAAUUUAGAAACGCGGCUGGACAUAAUUCUGCCGUCCUAUUUCAAUAGAGACACAAACGGGUUUUACACAAACAGUACGUAAUUUCGAUUAAAAAUUAAAGCAAAUCGUACUUUAAAAUUAUAUAAAAAUUAUGAUUCUGAUUCGAGAAAAUUACUAUUAAACUAUUGUGAAGUGAAGUGUAAAUAGUAUCAGUGAUAAAACUGUGAAAAUGUAUGGCAUUACAAUCCUGAUAAUUUUGUUGGUAAAACAAGAUAUCGUGAGGUCUGUGCGACUCGUGGAGCUCAGGGUUCCGACCCAUGAGCGGGAAGGAGGCUCCGCGUUGCUCGGCUGCCAGUACGACCUGGAAGGGGAUACCUUGUACGCAGUGAAGUGGUAUAAAGACGGUAAAGAGUUCUUCAAAUACGCACCGAGAAUUCAAACGCCCAUGAAACAUUUUAAGCUGCCCGGUGUUCAUGUUAAUGAAUCCCGAUCCUCGACUACUGUUGUGGCUCUCGAAAAUUUAACGCGCGAAUCUGCAGGACUGUACGCCUGUGAGGUUUCAGGAGAAGCUCCUAGUUUUAUGACGGCUCGUAGUGAGAAAUAUAUUACAGUUCACUUAAUACCCGAUACAGGACCAAAGCUAACGGGCUUAAAAGACAAAUAUUUUCUCGAUGAUCUGGUAGUAUCGAACUGCACUACAGCCCCCUCAACACCGGAAGCCCAUUUGAAGUGGUUAAUCAAUGAUAGGCCGGUUCUAAAGAGGUUCCUUCGCGGACCCUGGUACAGAGUUUCAGCGGACCGCCCCGAUGCCAUAGAAACUACAUUGCAAUUAAGAUUCACAGUGACACCGUCAGAUUUUGUCGAUGGCGCCAUGAAAUUAACUUGUCAAUCGACAAUAGCACCACUGUAUCAGCAAGAAACAACGUCCACUCAUUAUAUAGAUUUGCCACUCAGCCUAGAAACACCAUCACCGGUUUCCUCUCCAAGUACAGAUCACGCCAUCAAGACGAAUUGGUCUAUCUUAACUGUACUAUUGUCCGUUUUAUUUUUAAGGAUAUAAAUAUGGGUCCGUUGAAACACCUUGGACACCGCUUCGUGGAAAAUGAAUUUAGUCUACAUGUAUACUGUUACGUCAAUUUUACGGAGCUCUAAUUACCGUUUUGUCUAGACGUUGCAAAUUUACUUUGGAGGACCUUAAGCAUGCGUGAAUAAUUUUGACUUUAUGUAAUCCGAGAAACAGGACCUAGUGAGAAAUGUGUAAAAAAUUUAAGAUACUCGUAUUCCCUGGGGUCCAAGAUGCUUUUCGUUGCAUUUACGUACUAACUUUAUUACUGAAUUAUAAUUUUAUGUAUUUAAUUUAUGUAGUUUAAUUCUUAUUCUUCUUCUUCUUAUCUUAUAUUAUCAGCACGUUUACUAAUAAAUCGGUACUGCAAUGAAAUUGCGUCAAUUUUUAGAAAUAAUUUAGAAAUAUAUUAUAAUAGUAAUAACUAUAUUUAUUUUAAAGCUUUUAUAGAAUUACCAUGUAAAAAAAUACUGUCAUCAAGUAAAAUUGAAUAAUAAUCACAUUUUGAGAAUAAAAACUUUAUUUAUACAGAAAA